This is a messenger RNA of Lotus japonicus, 3580 nucleotides long. Its product is annotated as putative calcium-transporting ATPase 11, plasma membrane-type. The record is from RefSeq and is a predicted model, not a curated record. Gene Ontology annotation, molecular function: ATP hydrolysis activity; calmodulin binding; ATP binding. Gene Ontology annotation, cellular component: membrane; intracellular membrane-bounded organelle. The coding region runs from base 170 to 3280 and encodes 1036 amino acids. The transcript has 8 exons. Gene Ontology annotation, biological process: calcium ion transmembrane transport. Lineage: Eukaryota; Viridiplantae; Streptophyta; Magnoliopsida; Fabales; Fabaceae.
AUUUUGAUGUGGCUCCCAUUAUAAGAAACUCCUAUUUAUUAAUCACUUUCAUAGUUUCGUUCCCCGCACACCGUUCCCGGCCAUUCGCUCCCGCCGCCACUCUUUAUGUACAGGAGCUCCGCCGCGGCUUCCAUCUCCACCUCCCAAACUUCGCCUUCCGAUUUCCGACAUGGAGAGCCUCUUGAAGGACUUUGAGCUCGAGCACAAGAAUCCAUCUGUCGAAGCUCUCCGCCGAUGGAGAUCCGCCGUGAGCUUCGUCGUGAAGAAUCGCCGUAGACGCUUCCGUAUGUGCGCUGAUCUUGAUAAGCGGUCUGAAGCAGAGCAGAUUAAGCAGGGAAUCAAGGAAAAAAUUCGGAUUGCUCUAUAUGUUCAGAAGGCAGCAUUGCAAUUUAUCGAUGCUGGUAAUCGAGUUGAAUACGAGCUACCGGAAGAGGCAAGAGAAGCUGGUUUUGGCAUUCAUGCAGAUGAGGUUGCUUCUCUUGUUCGUAGCCAUGAUUAUAAGAACUUGAGUAAUAAUGGUGGGGUUGAAGCCCUUGCAAGGAAACUGUCAGUUUCUGUGGAUGAAGGUGUCAGUGAAGCGAGUAUAAACUCCAGACAACAGAUAUAUGGGGCCAACCGUUAUACAGAGAAACCUUCGAGAUCGUUCCUGAUGUUUGUGUGGGAUGCACUUCAGGAUUUAACUCUAAUCAUUCUUAUGGUUUGUGCUGUAGUUUCUAUAGGUGUAGGGAUUGCCACUGAAGGGUGGCCAAAGGGAACGUAUGAUGGUGUGGGAAUCAUACUCAGUAUAUUGUUGGUAGUUGUUGUUACUGCUAGCAGUGAUUACAAGCAAUCUCUUCAGUUCAUGGACUUGGACAAAGAGAAGAAAAAGAUCUUUGUUCAGGUCACCAGGGAUGGGAAAAGACAGAAGAUCUCAAUUUAUGAUAUAGUAGUGGGUGAUAUUGUGCAUUUGUCAACUGGAGAUCAAGUUCCAGCUGAUGGGAUUUUUAUAUCAGGAUACUCUUUGCUUAUUGAUGAAUCGAGCUUGUCAGGUGAAAGCGAACCGGUAUAUGUAUAUGAUGAAAAACCUUUUCUUCUCUCAGGCACCAAAGUGCAGGAUGGUCAAGGGAAGAUGUUAGUUACAACUGUUGGCAUGAGGACUGAAUGGGGAAAAUUGAUGGAAACUCUGAAUGAGGGAGGAGAGGAUGAGACCCCAUUGCAGGUGAAAUUGAAUGGAGUUGCUACUCUUAUUGGUAAAAUUGGUUUGGUGUUUGCCGUUCUUACAUUUUUGGUAUUGACUGUAAGAUUUCUGGUCGAGAAAGCGCUUCAUGGUGAGAUUUCUAGUUGGUCUUCGAAUGAUGCAUUGAAGCUGCUGGACUACUUUGCUAUCGCUGUAACCAUAAUAGUUGUUGCAGUUCCUGAAGGAUUACCACUGGCUGUGACGCUCAGUCUUGCUUUUGCAAUGAAAAAAUUAAUGAAUGACAAGGCGCUUGUGAGACAUCUUGCUGCUUGUGAGACUAUGGGUUCAGCUAGUUGCAUUUGCACAGAUAAGACAGGGACAUUGACCACUAACCAUAUGGUGGUUGAUAAAAUAUGGAUAUGCGAAACCGCUAUGCAGAUGAAAGAUAAUGAGAGUGCUGACAAACUCAAAACAAAUAUAUCUGAAGGAGUACUAAACACCCUUUUGCAGGCUAUAUGUCAAAAUACUUCUUCUGAAGUAGUUAAGAAUGAAAAUGGAAAGCACAUAAUAUUGGGAACCCCAACAGAAUCAGCAUUAUUGGAAUUUGGUUUGCUUUUGGGUGCUGAUUUUGACGCCCAGCGUAGCGUGUCUAAGAUAAUCAAGAUUGAGCCAUUCAAUUCAGUCCGGAAGAAGAUGUCUGUGCUUGUGGGUCUUCCUGAUGGAGGGGUCCAAGCUUUCUGCAAAGGUGCAUCAGAAAUAAUUUUAAAAAUGUGUGACAAAGUUAUUGAUUUCAAUGGGGAAGUUGUUGAUCUUCCGGAAGACUGCGCAAAUCAUGUCGCUGAUGUUAUAAAUAGCUUUGCCUCUGAAGCUUUGAGAACUCUUUGUUUGGCCGUCAAAGAUAUAAGUGAAACACAGGGGGAUAUAGACAUUCCAGAUAGUGGCUAUACUCUAAUCGCCAUAGUAGGAAUCAAAGAUCCUGUACGCCCCGGGGUUAAGGAAGCUGUUCAAAGUUGUUUAGCUGCUGGUAUAACUGUCCGCAUGGUUACUGGUGAUAAUAUUUAUACAGCUAAAGCUAUAGCUAGAGAGUGUGGUAUACUUACUGAAGAUGGUGUGGCCAUAGAAGGACCCGAUUUUCGUGACAUGUCUCCGGAGCAAAUGAAGGAUGUCUUACCAAGAAUCCAGGUGAUGGCACGGUCCUUACCACUUGACAAGCAUAAGUUAGUAACCAAUUUGAGGAGUUUGUUUGGUGAGGUAGUCGCUGUUACUGGAGAUGGAACCAAUGAUGCUCCUGCACUGCAUGAGUCAGACAUUGGACUUGCCAUGGGCAUAGCUGGAACUGAGGUUGCAAAAGAAAAGGCUGAUGUGAUUAUAAUGGAUGAUAACUUUGCGACUAUCGUCAAUGUGGUCAAAUGGGGACGUUCUGUGUAUAUAAACAUCCAAAAGUUUGUGCAGUUUCAGUUAACAGUUAAUGUUGUUGCUCUGGUUAUCAACUUCUUCUCUGCAUGCAUCACUGGUUCUGCUCCACUCACAGCUGUUCAGUUGCUUUGGGUCAACUUGAUUAUGGACACUCUUGGUGCAUUAGCCUUGGCUACUGAACCUCCUAAUGACGGACUCUUGAAAAGACCCCCAGUUGCAAGGGGAGCAAGCUUUAUCACCAAAGCUAUGUGGAGGAAUAUUAUUGGUCAAAGUAUAUAUCAAUUAAUUGUACUUGUCAUUCUAACAUUUGACGGGAAGAGGCUACUCAGACUUAGUGGUUCAGAUGCAACUAGAGUGCUCAACACUUUGAUAUUCAACUCCUUUGUAUUUUGCCAGGUGUUUAAUGAGAUAAACAGCAGAGAUAUUGAAAAGAUAAACAUAUUCAGGGGCAUGUUUGACAGCUGGAUAUUCGUGGCUAUAAUUUCGGCGACUGUGGUGUUUCAAGUGGUGAUAGUUGAGUUCCUGGGAGCGUUUGCCAGCACUGUGCCUCUAAGCUGGCAAUUCUGGUUACUCAGUGUGUUGAUUGGAGCAAUUAGCAUGCCUAUAGCUGUUAUCCUCAAGUGCAUCCCAGUUGAAAGAAAUACUAGCAGCAAGAAGAAGCACCAUGAUGGUUAUGAGGCUCUUCCAUCUGGUCCCGACCUGGCAUAAGAUUUAAAAACAGGAUUUCAGAUUUCCCAUUCAUGCAUGUAGGGACUGGAUCGUUUGGCUUGUGAUUCAAAGAUCUCUCAACACUUGCAACACUGAUAAUGAAGUUUAAACUGGUGAAGCAGAAAGUAGAGAUUCCUUGAAUAUUUUGUUGAUAAGUCGCAUUUUCAGUUCGGAUGUGUGCAUAUUUGGAUAUCUUUUGAUUCUAAAUUUUUUUGGUACUUCUAUAUUUUUUAUUUUGAAAAUAUAUUCAUUUUGUAAUUUGAAUGAUAUUGAAUAGAAUACCAAACUCAACAUUGCUUC